GUGUGCGUGUGUGUGCGUGUGUGUGUGUGUGUCUGUGUGUGUGUCUGUGUCUGUGUGUGUGUGUGUGUAUGUCUGUGUGUCUGUGUGUGUGUCUGUGUAUGUGUGUGUGUGUCUGUGUGUGUGUGUCUGUGUGUGUCUGUGUAUGUGUGUGUGUGUCUGUGUAUGUGUGUGUCUGUGUGUGUGUCUGUGUAUGUGUGUCUGUGUGUGUGUCUGUGUGUGUGUGUCUGUGUGUGUGUGUCUGUGUGUAUGAGAGACAGUGUGUGUCUCUGGAGAGUUACUCCCCUGCAGCUGAUAAGGAACCGACUCCGGGAAGCGCAGGGACAGUGUCUGGUUACACAGAGAACCCCCCUCCCCCCAGGGAAUGAUCCACUGACAGUCACCUCCCCCCACCCCCCCUCCUGCUGCUCCUCCCUCUCUGACAGACAGCAGCUCCCGAGAAACCCCUAGUCCUGGAGUGUCUGCCUCUGUCAGUGAAUCGCAGCAGAUGUGGGGGGAGAGAGAGAGACAGAGAGAGAGAGGGUGUGAGAGAGAGAGACAGAGAGAGGGUGAGUGUGUGUGAGAGAGAGACAGACAGAGAGAGGGUGAGUGUGUGUGAGAGAGAGACAGACAGAGAGAGGGUGAGUGUGUGUGAGAGAGAGAAAGACAGAGAGAGAGGGUGAGUGUGUAUAUGUGAGAGAGAGAGUGUGUGUGUGUCGGAGAGAGAGAGAGAGACAGAGAGAGGGUGAGUGUGUGUGAGAGAGAAAGACAGAGAGAGGGAGUGACUGUGUGUGUAUGAGAGAGAGAGACAGAGAGAGGGUGAGUGUGUGUGAGAGAGAGAAAGUCAGAGAGAGGGUGAGCGUGUAUAUGUGAGAGAGAGUGUGUGUGUUGGAGAGAGAGAGGGUGAGUGUGUGUGAGAGAAAGAGAGACAGAGAGAGGGUGAGUGUGUGUGUGUGUGUGAGAGAGAGAAAGAGAGACAGAGAGAGGGUGAGUGUGUGUGUGAGAGAAAGAGAGACAGAGAGAGGGAGUGACUGUGUGUGUGUGUGUGUGAGAGAGAGAGAGACAGAGAGGGUGAGUGUGUGUGUGUGUGAGAGAGAGAGACAGAGAGAGGGUGAGUGUGUGUGUGUGUGAGAGAGAGAGACAGAGAGAGGGUGAGUGUGUGUGUGUGUGAGAGAGAGACAGAGGGUGAGUGUGUGUGAGAGAGAAAGCAGGAGAGAGAGAGCGAGGGGGCAGAGUUGAGAGAGGGGGGCAGGAUCAGUGUGCAGUGUUUGAAUGUGAGGCUGUUGUUGAGCAGAGUCUGAGAGCUGGGCAGAGGGACAGGGGACUGUGCCCGGAGUAGAGUGGCACUGUAUUACCGCUGCCAGUUUCCCAGGGACAGGCUGUGUCAGCUGGUGAGGAGGCAGCUCCAUGGAGUCUUCGAAGUUCCUGGACUCAGAGCCAGUCUCUCUGGGUCAGGCUGUGAGUUACUUUGAGGGCAGUCUGCAGAAGGCCAUUCGGGACGUCCAUGUGGAUAUCAGUGUCCUGAAGAAGGAUGUGGAAGGACGAAUCGAGGACAUGUUUAAGCUGCUGACUCCACUCUCACAGACACUGACACAGCUGCAGCAGGAAAACCAGGAGCUGAGGGCCCAGGUCCGAGAGCUGUCCCAGCAGCUGGAACGCGUGACAGCAGCCAGCACUGUCCCCUGGAGGCCAGUGGAUGCAGGGCACGCUCCCCAGCUCCGAGCUACAGCAGCAGCAGGAGAGACAAGCCUACAUCCAGCAACUCACAGAUCAUCAGCAAGAUCCCAUCUGGAUGGGAAAACUCCAGAACAGAACGGGACAGACACAGGCAGAUUAACAAAAGCCAGCACCGAAAUGAGCAAGUUACAAUCCACUAAAGUGCAGGAGCAGAGUGGAGCCGGUAGCCAGACCUCCCCCUCACAGGAACACCGGCCUGCGGCAGUGGGUCUCCCUCACCAGCCCAUCACCGCCAUCACCAAACCCGGGGAGAAAUUCGCAGCAGAAAUGUCAACCACCACCACCGUGCGAUCCGACACCUUCAGCAGCCAAUCAGCUGCCAGCAGGCACCAGGCAGACACCGUGAGUCAAACAGUGCAUCAGUCAGAGUGGAAUAUCAGCACGAGCAAGACCACCUCUUCCGGUAGUUACUCAGUGUCCAGCGAUGUCCACUCUCCAUCCAGUGUCCUUGACCUUUAUCCAGAGGCAGGCAGCAAGCCCCGCUCCCCUCCCCCCACCCUCCUUCGGCAGGGUGAGAAACGGCCCCUCCUGAUGCGGUCACAGACCCUGCCUCGGACGAGCGGACCCCAGGCCAGGAAGGCUCUCUUCGAGAAGUUCGAACAGGAAGGCACCAAGGGCAAAGUCGGAGUUUCUAAGGUAAAACUUCAGAGAUCACAAAGUUUCGGUGUUGCAAGUGCAAGUAGCAUCAAACAGAUCCUCCUGGAGUGGUGUCGCUCGAAGACCAUCGGAUACAAGAUGAUUGAUAUCCAGAACUUCUCAUCAAGUUGGAGCAAUGGAAUGGCGUUCUGUGCUCUCGUCCACUCGUUCUUCCCAGAAGCCUUUGACUACACUGAGCUCAGCCCCAACAACCGCAAGCAGAAUUUUGAGCUUGCGUUUGGGACAGCAGAGAAGUUGGCUCAUUGUGACAGGUUGAUUGAAGUGGAGGACAUGAUGGUGAUGGGGAAUAAACCAGACCCGAUGUGUGUGUUCACCUACGUGCAGUCCCUCUACAACCACCUACGACGCUUCGAGUAAAGAUAAUUUCAUCAGGAUUGGGGCUGGAGAUGAACAAUAUGCCCAGUGCCUCACCCACACCCGUCCUGACAUUAUCCCUGGCGUGGUGGGGUGGGCACAGUCAGCCAUAAUGUCUCCCAGUAAACAGGGAGCACAGACACCAUCGGCAAAUACAAACCGCCCAAUUAUCAGUGUUCACAGCAGAUUUAUAAUGACGCAGAUGUAGCAGCUCACCUAAGAUUCAAAUAAAAGAUUUGACUUGUA
Hemiscyllium ocellatum (epaulette shark) is the source of this 2970-nucleotide messenger RNA. It is a transcript of the gene smtnl2, whose product is annotated as smoothelin, like. The record is from RefSeq and is a predicted model, not a curated record. Bases 1384 to 2727 code for a protein of 447 amino acids. Gene Ontology annotation, molecular function: protein binding. Gene Ontology annotation, cellular component: microtubule organizing center; filamentous actin. Lineage: Eukaryota; Metazoa; Chordata; Chondrichthyes; Orectolobiformes; Hemiscylliidae. The transcript has 8 exons. Gene Ontology annotation, biological process: actin cytoskeleton organization.